Phyllopteryx taeniolatus (common seadragon) is the source of this 2703-nucleotide messenger RNA. It is a transcript of the gene tpcn2, whose product is annotated as two pore segment channel 2. Gene Ontology annotation, molecular function: monoatomic ion channel activity; voltage-gated channel activity. The record is from RefSeq and is a predicted model, not a curated record. The coding region runs from base 184 to 2481 and encodes 765 amino acids. Gene Ontology annotation, cellular component: lysosomal membrane. The transcript has 26 exons. Lineage: Eukaryota; Metazoa; Chordata; Actinopteri; Syngnathiformes; Syngnathidae. Gene Ontology annotation, biological process: monoatomic ion transport; transmembrane transport.
UUAAAUCGUCGACGCCACUCCCCUUGGUUCCGCCUCCUCGCUUGGAGUGAGUCGAGUUCGGAAGUCGGCGAGGGAGAACUACAAGCUUCAACUUCCUUAUGGCAUGUUUCACCGAACAGCUCCGAACUUGCUAUCGUACUUUCUAACGUUUGUUGGGAAAGUAACAACGCGUGCCUUUCUUGAAUGGAAUCAAGCAGUCUGCUGGCAGAAAGUGCCGACGCACCCCGCAGAGAUUACGGAUGCAGGUCGGGGAGACGACGUGACCCGACCGGGUGGACGUACGCGGUCACGUGUGCUUUGGGCAGUGUCAGUGGAAAAGCAGAUGAGGAGCUCCACGUCCAACAAGCUGUUGUUCUCAUUGAAGAUGCGAUUCAGUAUCGGUCUAUUAACCACCGGGUGGAUGCAAGCUCCCUUCGUCUGUAUCGUCGGUACUACUCGAGGAUAUGCCAGUGGGCCUUAGGCCUGACGAUUGCGGUGGCGCUGUUGCUGGCAUUUGUGGAGCGCCCUUCUUCCCUUUCCGUCACCUCUGACCCUCGAUAUCGCUCUCCAGCCUGGGAGCCUCCUUGCGGCUUCACUGAGAGCUUUGAGAUCGUCUGCCUUUUCAUCUUUACGCUUGAUCUCGCUGUUAAGAGCUACUUGAUUGGCUGGGACGAAUUCAGGAAGAACAAAUGGCUGAUUAGCUAUACCAUUGUCAUUUCCAUCUCCGUCGUUGAUUGGGUCUUGUCCAUCAGCAUGGUCUGUGAUGAGAAACUGAGAGUUCGACGACUUAUUCGACCAUUCUUCCUCUUGCAAAACUCAUCCCUGAUGAAAAAGACCCUCAAGUGCAUCAAGAGAACGCUGCCAGAGAUUGCCAGUGUCAUUUUGCUGCUGGCGCUGCACCUCUGUCUGUUUACUAUGAUUGGCAUGUUGUUGUUCCCUAAAACCGAGGAUCCACUCAAGAAUGAAGAGUGGAAAGUGUAUUUUCGAAACCUGCCCACUUCACUUACUUCCCUGCUGGUGCUGCUCACGACAGCGAACAAUCCGGACGUGAUGAUCCCUGCCUACUCUCGAAACCGAGCUUAUGCUAUUUUCUUUGUGCCCUUCAGUGUAAUUGGAACGUAUUGCCUGAUGAACUUAAUGACGGCCAUUAUCUACAACCAGUUCAGGGGAUAUUUGCUCAUGUCAGUCCAAACAUCCAUCAUCAGAAGGCGUCUGGGAAUCCGAGCAGCCUUUCAAGUCCUCAGCUGUCAUGAAGUUGAGAACGCUACUGGGGAGCGUGUGCCAGUCGAUGCUGUGCUGCAAGUGAUGUCCAGGAUCCAGAUGCAACGCUACUACAGAGAGGCCAUCACUUCGGAGACGCGUCAGUAUGAAACUGAAGGCUUUAUGAAUAAAGAACAGUUCACACGGAUAUUUGAUGAGCUGGAUAAAGACCGCAUAAAAGAGCACCCUUCCGCACCGCAGUAUAACUCUGUAGUAUUGCAGAAGCUGCAGGUGAUCUCCAGCCACUACUAUUUUACAAUAUUCGGCAAUGUCGUGGCGUUGGCCAAUGUGGUGUGCAUAUGUACUGUGCUGGUAUUGAAUUCUGAGAAGUCCACAGCAGAGAGAGAUAACCAUUAUAUGGAGAUCAUCAACCUGUGUUUUAUCAUCUACUACCUGUUUGAAAUGUGUGUGAAGAUAUUUGCCUUGAGCUGGAAAGGGUACCUUUCCUACAGGAACAACAUCUUCGAUGGAUUCCUCACCAUCCUGCUACUGGUCCUGCAGAUACCUAUUUAUGUCAUCUACCGCCUUCCGUAUGUGCAUGUGAACCCAUCCUCGAAGGAAAUAUUUUCUCUGUGGGAGAUGGUCCGUUUUGUUAACAUGCUGAUUGUCUUCCGCUUUCUGCGCAUCAUACCGGAUAUCAAGCUCAUGGCUUUGGUUGCAAGUACCUUGUUGGACCUGGUGAAAAACCUAAGAGCCUUUGCGGGGAUACUGGUGGUGGUUUACUACGUGUUCGCUGUGUUUGGCAUCUGGCUGUUUGAGGGGGCCAUUAAACCGCCAGCGCAUGUGAGUGUUCCCUAUAAGACAACCGCGAUGGAAAACAUCACCUCGAACUUCAGCACUGACUGUGGUACCUAUGAACAGCUGGGCUACUGGCCAAACAAUUUUGAUGACUUUGCUGCGGCCAUCAUUUUGCUGUAUGACGUCAUGAUCAUCAACAACUGGCAGGCCUUCAUGGAUGCGUAUACCAGAUACACCACUGAGUGGUCCAAAAUCUACUUUGUGUGUUGGUGGUUGACCUCUUCUGUCAUGUGGGUUAACUUGUUUGUGGCACUCAUCCUUGAGAACUUCACCUACAAGUGGGAUCGCAGUCACAGCUGCUCCGUUACGGAUGUGGAGAGGAUCAGAUACGAAACAUCUGUUCAACUCAUUUUUAAAGAGCAAGUCAAGGAGCCCACAGAAGAAGAAUUGCUUUGUCGGCUCCGGCAGCACCCUCACCUCCGCUUACACUGGGGGGGCACGUGACAAGCGAAGCCACGGCGCAUGGUACUGUACGAAUUUGCUGCGUGGCAAUUCAGCAACGUUGCAAUGAUUAUGCGACACUCCAAUAUGUUUUGGCGUCUAUUCCCGAGCCACACAGCUGAAUAUGUUUAGGGAGGAUCCUCGAAUGGAUAAAACAAGGCGGAUGUGAAAAAUUCUUAGGGCAUUCAUAUUUUUGUCAUUAAAAAUGAUUUUACUGUCAAAAUA